UAAGUAAACACGUAAAAAUGUACCCGGUCAUUAACCUGCAUCAGGUCGACUGCCAUGUGUGCAGAUCCAAUCUGCGAGAAUGUGUUCAUUGGGGUGUCCCUCUGACUCCUGCUGAGACAGCACCAGAACAAAUCACUGGACCUCAGCCCCCCAUCUUCAUCAACAGUGAGGGAGAGGAUGAAGGUCACCUACCUCCCUCACCUUUCCCAGAAAGCCCCCAGCAUCAGAGUGAAGUCCUGAUAGAGGAUGUGCAGGAACAAGGUGAAGAGGAUGAGAGUGCUGAUGAUGCUGAUGAUGGUUAUGAUGGUUAUGAUGGUGAUGAUGAGGAUGAUGGUGAUGAUGGUGAUAAUGAUGAUGGUGGUGAUGAGGAUGACUGGACUCCUCAGGACACGAUAUUGCACGUCUUUGGCCAGAGCCAUUUGACCAUUCAACUUCCAGAGGUUUCCACUCAGUUUGUCACUGAUCUAGCUCUGGACAGCCUGAGAACACUCAUGGAACCUGUGCACGAAUAUCUGCGCAGGAACAGAACAAACAGAAACACACAGAUGAAUCCGUGCACUGUUGGACUUCCAGGAGAGGCACCAUCAACUAGCCCUACCUGCGCAGGCAGCAGCUCCGGUGUGUCAAAUCCUUCUCAAGAAGAAGACGACGAAGUGAGGCUCAUUUGCGCCAUUCGGAGCGCCCAAGCAAAUCAGCCCACGAGCCGCCCGACGUCUCCCGGGCCCUUUGACUGCAUGGUGCCCGAAUAUGGCAGGGACCACCCUCUGCUUGCCAUGAAGGCUUGGAGGGCCGAUGCAUGGGGUGCCAGCUUCGGGGCAGCAGGGGAGAACUAG
Electrophorus electricus (electric eel) is the source of this 833-nucleotide messenger RNA. The record is from RefSeq and is a predicted model, not a curated record. Lineage: Eukaryota; Metazoa; Chordata; Actinopteri; Gymnotiformes; Gymnotidae.